AUGCAAGUCGCCGAUGCUCUCCUACGUCUCUUGUGGACUUACAGGCCCAUCACGGCUCUCGUCGUGGUCUCGGUCUUCCUUCUCGUCUUUACAUACGCUCGAAGCCCGAGACGACGUCUCCCGCCAGGCCCGAGAGGGCUGCCCCUCCUCGGAAACGCCCUCGACAUCCUCAAAGAUCCGUGGCUGACGUUCGGCGGCUGGAUGAAGACGUAUGGUAUGCUCGUCCCGCGGUGCCCUCCACCGGCUAAACGACUAACACGACCCAAACCAGGCCCCAUCAUGCACUUCAUCGCCGCCGGAAGCGAUGUAAUCGUCCUCAACGACCUCAAAACCUCGUUCGACAUCUUGGAUCGUCGCGCUGCCGUCACAGCAGACCGGCCCGGUAAUGUCAUCAUAGACAUGAUGACGGGGUCCUGCUUCGUGCCGUUCCAAAGCCAGAAUGCAAUGUGGCUGCGCAUGCGCAAGGCCUCCCACACGGCGCUCCGGAGCAUCUCCUUCCCAGACAUCCGCCUCGUCCAGCAAAAGGAGGCUACACUCCUGGCGGCGGACAUGCUCAAGGACCCGCGGGACUGGCUGUCACACCUCCACCGGGCGGUAUCGUCGGCGAAUAUGAACCUGGUAUACGGGACGCCUUCCCUCGCGUCGGCGAGCGAUUUGAAGCUGGUUUGGCUUGAGGACUUUGUCGCGCGGAUAACCAAGGCUGCGUUGCCUGGUGCGCAUUUGAGUCAGGUUUUCCCCUGGUUGAGACAUGUGCCGUCUAGAUUCGCGCCUUGGAAGAGGCGCGUGGAGGAUUCGUUUGCGGCGGACUCUGCUAUCUUUGGGAGCUGGUUCGAGGAGGCCCGACUGAGAGGUGUCAAUAACGGCAACUGUCUCGUCAAGAACUUCGUAAAGGACCAGAGCCGGUGCAACUUGUCCGACACGGAAAUCAACUGGCUCGCGGCGAGCGUCAUCGCCGGUGCAAAGUCGAUCACGGGCGUGCUCGAGUGGUGGAUGCUAGCUAUGGUCGUUUAUCCCGAGGUGCAGCAGCUCGCCCAGGAGGAACUGGAUCGCGUCGUCAAGGAGUCACUUCGCUGGCGACCCGUCGACCCAAUAGGUCUUCCACAUCAGAGCUCUGAGGACAUAUGGUACGAAGGCUAUUUUAUACCCAAAGGCUCGCUGCUCAUCCCCAACGUCUGGGCCAUGAACCGUGAUCCACAAACGUACGGCCCGGACGCCCAUCACUUCAACCCGGCCAGGUUCCUCGAUCCCAAGACCGGGCAGCUCAAGCCGCUAGCGGCGGAGACGAAAGAACAGGGCCACGUCACGUUUGGCUUCGGCCGUCGGUUGUGCGUCGGGCGCCAGAUUGCGAAUGAGGAUCUCUUCAUCACUAUCGCGACGGUGCUUUGGGCGAUGAAGAUUGAGCCGAAGGUGGGAUACGAUGGGUUGAGUGUCCCUAUAGAUGUUGAUGGGUGUGUCGAUGACGGUGUCGUUGUGUGA
Messenger RNA from Colletotrichum scovillei, 1476 nucleotides. RefSeq lists its product as uncharacterized. NCBI's taxonomy places the organism in Eukaryota, Fungi, Ascomycota, Sordariomycetes, Glomerellales, Glomerellaceae. Gene Ontology annotation, molecular function: heme binding; oxidoreductase activity, acting on paired donors, with incorporation or reduction of molecular oxygen; iron ion binding. Bases 1 to 1476 code for a protein of 491 amino acids. The record is from RefSeq and is a predicted model, not a curated record. The transcript is spliced from 7 exons.